Molecule: messenger RNA, 1347 nt
Organism: Magnusiomyces paraingens
Lineage: Eukaryota; Fungi; Ascomycota; Dipodascomycetes; Dipodascales; Dipodascaceae
Exons: 2
Coding region: 1-1347 (448 amino acids)
Biological process (GO): intracellular protein transport
Cellular component (GO): endomembrane system
Molecular function (GO): GTP binding; GTPase activity
Source: RefSeq, a predicted model, not a curated record
AUGAAUAGCCUGGACUCCAAAAUAGUCAUCCUCGGCUCACAAGGUGUCGGUAAAACUUCAUUUGUAGUGAGAUAUGUCCGCAAUACAUUCCAACAAGGAAACGCUUCUACCAUCGGGGCAUCAUUUCUCGCUAAAAAGGUUGUUGUUGACGAUGAUACAAUAGUCCGGCUGCAAAUUUGGGACACGGCCGGACAAGAACGGUUUCGGUCCAUGGCCCCAAUGUAUUAUCGUUCGGCCAACUGUGGUAUUAUCUGCUACGACAUCACAUCGCGCGACUCGUUUGAGGCCAUGGAGUCAUGGAUUCACGAGCUACAAAAUAAUCCACUAGUAGAUGACGAUAUUAUGAUCCAUAUAGUUGGGACCAAACUAGACUUGGUGGAUGCAGACCCUUCUCUACGGCAGGUUAAAUUUGAGGAUUGCGUCAAUUAUGCUGUUAAGCAUCUAGUUCGUCGCAAACGUAAACCCACUCGAGGUAAUCAAAGUGGCAGGGACCGGGUUUCCCAGUCUCCACAUAGGCGACAACAGCAACAACAACAACCCCAGUACCGAUCUUCGCAUUCACCUCGCCAUUACACAGAAAAUGACCACUCGCAACAGCAACUUGUCGCAGGAUCCGAUGAUUUGCUGGGUGAGCCUGACCAAAAUAGACGACAUAGUGUUACAGAUAGGAGGCAGCGGCUAAAAUCAGAAAGAUCAAUGAGUACUUCGGCACCCAGUCAAGUCUUAUCGCCCAAGUCAAACAAUCGAAGAAAUACAUUUAGUACCCAGCAUCAACAACAUCAACAGCAGCAACAACAACAACAACAACAACAACAACAACAACAACAACAACAACAACAACAACAACAAUUACAAUUACAAUCACCUUCAACCCCUUCAUUAAAACCAUAUGAGUCACCACCAAGCCAUGUGAAACCAUAUUAUUACGACUUACCAGAGCAUUUAGAAGAUAACACAACCUAUGAAGACCAAAGUGGGGGAGGAGGAGGUGAUGAGAAUGGUGUGAUUAGUGGUGGAACUAGUGGUAGUGGUGGUAGUGGGGGUAGUGGGGGUAACGGGAGUGGGUCCGGUGGAUCUGGCGAUUAUGAAGAGGACCUCGAUAGCGAUGCCAGCAGCGUUGAUGAGGCAGAACUAGACUUUGCAAUGUCAUGCUGUCACGAAAUAAGCGCCAAAGAUAAUAGGGGAGUGGAGGAGGUGUUUCAAGUCAUUACACGACGUCUUGUUGACCGGUGGCGACAGCGAAUGUACGAGUCAUAUGAGAAGGAGAAUAACAACGAUGAUAGCUCCCAGCGUCGCGUGAAUCUGGGACGAGAUAAUUUAGAGGUUUCUAACAGCGGGUGCUGCUGA